AUGAGCGGCCUGUGCAGAGAAGUGCUCACGCUGCAGCUCGGACAUUAUUCUAACUAUGUCGGGACUCACUGGUGGAACUUACAGGACGCCUCUCUGUCCUACGACCCGGACGCUCCUUUGGGGGAGAUCCAGAGCGAUGUGGUGUUCCGUGAAGGACAGACCUCCGGAGGCCACGCCACCUACACUCCACGACUCAUCGCAAUGGACCUCAAAGGGAGUCUUCGAACGCUCCGACAGGAAGGAAGUCUGUACGACCCUGGGAAAGACACAUCUGCAGCGUCAUGGGAGGGAAAUCUCAUGUUGCACAAAGAAAGUCCUCCAUCAAAGAACCCUUUCCUGGAGGAUCUGGACACUAUUGAUAAAGGAGAGAUUUUAGCAGAAUCAGACUCCUCCUUCUCUCCCCCACACUGCUCUGCCGCAGCAGUGACUGUGGACUCGGUGAACACUCAGCUCUCCAAACUUCAGAAAAGCUACAGACUCGAGGGCAGCGUCCGAGUCUGGUCCGACUUCCGGAUCCACCUGCGGAUCCACCUCCACCCGAGAACCAUCUCUGUGCCGAGACCCACGAUAACCACGACGGGUACGUUUACCGGACACAGCCGAGACCCCGACGACGAUAACCACCACGGAGAGGCCCAUCGUCUGGAGGCGUUCGCUCAGGGAGAGUCUCUGCUGCAGGGACCGGUGCUGGAGGAUCUGGAAGACCGUCUGCACUUCUUUGUGGAAGAGUGUGAUUAUCUACAGGUGGGAUUAUCUACAGGUGGGAUUAUCUACAUGUGGGAUUAUCUACAUGUGGGAUUAUCUACAGGUGGGAUUAUCUACAGGCUGAACCGCUUCAAUAAGACGUACGUGAAGCGCUGCCUGAUCGCGGGGGAUCGUUCCACGGAGCCUCAGCUCAUCUCCUUCUACAACAAGAUGGAGCUGAAACAGGCCAUGAUGCUGGUGGAGAGCGGGAGCACGGCCCGACUGCCCUCACUGGUCUCAGCCGUGUCUCUGCAGAACCUUCAGCCGAAGGACUCGUCUCAGAAAAGAGCCAUUCCGAGCGUCUCCAAGAAGCGGGAGCAGGAGAUCCGGAAGGUUCUGCGAGCGAAUCUGCAGAAGACCCGGCAGAGGCUGCGGUCGUACAGUCGCCACGACCUGAUGAUCGACCCGUUUGAGGACAACGUCAGUGAGGUCCGCUUCAGGAAGCAGAGAGUGGAGAUGGAGCGACGGAUGAGUCAUUAUCUGACAGUUCCAGCGAAACCCCAAGAACGACCUUCAGUGAGAAAGGUCAACUUUGAACCGGAGCACAAAGUUUACACGUACGACGAGACGGAGAGUCCCAACAGGAGCCAGUCUGUGGGCGGCUCCAGCGACACGUCACGACCGACCAAUCAGAGGGCCGCACCAAAGAGACCAACCAAUCAGAGCACAGAAGAGGAGCCUGGUCUCUCUAUGUCCCGCCUCCCCAGAGACCCAGGCCCCGAGGACGACGCAGACGAUGCAUUUUCACCGUAG
Knipowitschia caucasica is the source of this 1497-nucleotide messenger RNA. NCBI's taxonomy places the organism in Eukaryota, Metazoa, Chordata, Actinopteri, Gobiiformes, Gobiidae. The record is from the annotation of a GenBank genome assembly.